Molecule: messenger RNA, 1748 nt
Organism: Gracilinanus agilis (Agile Gracile Mouse Opossum)
Lineage: Eukaryota; Metazoa; Chordata; Mammalia; Didelphimorphia; Didelphidae
Product: zinc finger protein 511-like
Exons: 2
Coding region: 547-1404 (285 amino acids)
Source: RefSeq, a predicted model, not a curated record
GGGGUCGGACCCAUCCUGGGACGUUCCUCCGUCCCCGGUAAUCCCGGGCUCUCCCGUCGGUCACUCCCUCCAGAAGGCCCCAAGAGCCACCAAGGGCCGGGCUGCCCCGAGGCCUGUUUGGGAUCAUUCUACCGACGGGGAUACUGAGGCAGCCGGGACUUGGGGUGGGGAGAGAGGCUCGUCCCCCCAGGACACCGGCCUGUGAGAGGGAGGCGGGCCGCAGGCGUGGGUUCUCCGGCCCUCACUCAGGGCCAGACAGUGGCGGGGCUGGGGGAGGGGCGGGGCUUUCCUUAGAGGAGGGUGGAGGGGAGAGGCCGCGCUUCUCCGGGGCGGGGCAGUGUGUUCGGGUGCGCGGGGGGCAGCCGGCCUCAGCCAGCUUUCCCGUAACCUACCCGGACCUAUACCCUCCGGGGUCUACCCAGAGCCCACGGACUAGACAGUUUCCUCGCCUUCACUACGGCCCGGAAGUGAUUACAAAGCCGGAAGUGACCCACAAUCACUCCCCUCCAGCCUCAGGUCCCGCCCCCGGCCCGGGUUCAGAGGAAGAUGCAGCUGCCGCCGGGGCUACUGGCUCGUCUGGGUCCGGGUCCGCCUGGGGGCUCCUCCGAGUCGUCCCCAUCCCCGGUGCUCCAACUGCCCGUGUCCCGCCACCCUAUCGCCGGGGCUGCCCCCUUCCGCUUCGUGCCUCGGGCCCAGAGCCUGCCUCGGGGACAUCCGCUGUUUGAGGAUGGGGAUAUCCAGAGACAUGCAUACCUGCAGGACGUGGUGCAGCGCGUGUCGCAGGGCCCCGAGCCCGGGCGGACGCUGCCCGCCUUCGGCUGCUCAGUGGCCGGCUGCCCGCAGCUCUUCGAGAGCCUGGAGGCCUUCGAGCACCACUACCGGGUGCUGCACACGCACGUGUGUGCCUCCUGUCGCCGCUCCUUCCCCUCUGAGCGGCUGCUGGACGCGCACGUGCUCGAGUGGCACGAUGCCCUCUUCCAGCUGCUGGCCGAGCGGCAGAGCAUGUACCAGUGCCUGGUGGAGGGCUGCGCCCUGAGGUUCGCCAGCAGCCGCCAGCGCCGGGAGCACCUGAUCAGCACCCACCGCUACCCCCCAGACUUCCGCUUUGACCAGCCCCGGAAGGCGAGGCGCCUGGGUCAGGGGCAGCCCGGGAAGGGACUGGAGGGGGCACCGGCCCAGCUCCAGCAGCAGCAGCAGGAGCAGCAGGAGCAGCAGGAGGCGGCGGAGGCCAUGGAGGUGUGCCCCUCCGCCCAGGAAGUGCCCUCAGCCCCUAAACGCACCUACAGUCGCCGAAUCCCAUCCACCAUUUGCUUUGGCCAAGGUGCAGCUCGAGGGUUCAAGAGCAAAGAAAAGAAGCGACUUCCGCGCAGUGAGACCCCCCUGAGUGAGACCUCUGGGGAGUGAGACCCCUGCUGAGUCCAGGGGAAGCAGCCCCAGAGGUGGCGCCGAGUGUUAACUUACAGGAAGGCAAAAACUAGAGUAGAAGGAGCCAGAAGAAACCAAGGCUGGCUGCCGGGGAGGUGGUGCAGACAGACCCGCGCCUUGGGCUGCAUAUUCCCUCUGGAGCUGGUAUAGAGUCCCGCUCGCCUCCUUCCUCUCACUCCCAUGAGAAGGGACAGAUGGAGGCCCCGCCUCCUCGGCCUCUACCACCUGCCCAGGGCUGCCCCGCCAGGGGUCUGGCUAUCUCUGCAGCUACCUUCCAGGGACUUCUCCCUAACCCUUGAGCCUGAAAUAAAGUCUUGAUGAGA